This is a messenger RNA of Symsagittifera roscoffensis, 1234 nucleotides long. RefSeq names its product small ribosomal subunit protein RACK1-like. The record is from RefSeq and is a predicted model, not a curated record. Gene Ontology annotation, cellular component: cytosol; nucleus. Gene Ontology annotation, molecular function: translation regulator activity; ribosome binding; protein kinase C binding. Bases 100 to 1062 code for a protein of 320 amino acids. NCBI's taxonomy places the organism in Eukaryota, Metazoa, Xenacoelomorpha, Acoela, Convolutidae. The transcript has 6 exons. Gene Ontology annotation, biological process: positive regulation of protein phosphorylation; rescue of stalled cytosolic ribosome.
UUCUAGAUUCUUGUGACAAAUUUAUUCGAUUCAUUUUCAGAAUUGUGGUAAUUGACACCUAUUCUAGCGAUUGUAGUGAACUAGAACAGCAACAGUAGGAUGACUAGUUACAAUAACGAGCAGCUCACCCUCAAGGGCUACCUGAAAGGCCACACCAACUGGGUCACCCAGAUCUUCACGAACGCCUCCUUCCCUGACACCCUCUUCUCCUCAUCCAGGGACAAGUCGAUGAUCAUCUGGCAGCUGAACAAAGAGGACCCGAGUGGGUGUUAUGGCAAGCCCCAGAAGAGACUGACGGGCCACAACAACUUCAUCUCGGACGUGGCCAUCUCCUCCGACGGACAGUUCGCACUCACCUCCUCCUGGGACAAGAUGUUGCGACUGUGGGACCUCAACAUUGGCAAGACCACUAGGCGCUUCCAGGAGCAUACUGGCAAUGUGAUGAGUGUGGCAUUCUCUAUGGACAAUAGGCAGAUUGUGAGUGGAAGUAUGGACGGAUCCAUCAAGCUGUGGAACACUCUGGCGCAGUGCAAGUACACCAUCCAGGACGACAACCACACCGACUGGGUCUCCUGUGUGCGAUUCUCCCCUAACACCGGCACCCCUCUGAUCGUGUCAGCCGGAUGGGACAAAGUGGUGAAGGUGUGGAGUCUGUCCAACUGCAAGCUGAAGACAAACCACUACGGACACCGACAGUACCUCAACACAGUAACUGUCUCACCCGAUGGAUCACUCUGUGCUUCGGGAGGCAGAGACGGGCAGGGAAUGUUGUGGGACCUGAAUGAGGGUAGACAUCUGUACACCUUCCCAAACACUGAGCCCAUCCACUCCCUGGUAUUCAGUCCCAACCGUUACUGGCUCUGUGCAGCAUGUGGACCAUCCAUCAAGAUCUGGGAUUUGGAGAGCAAAAUGCAGAUUGAAGAUCUGAAGCCAGAGUCUGUCGGUGGACGAGCUCCGGACGUCACCUGUCUAGCGUGGAGCAGCGAUGGCUCCACCCUGUUUGCCGGAUACACCGACAACAACAUCAAAGUCUACCAGAUCACGCAGCCCUACAACGGCUAGAAGCUCCGAAGGUGCCCGCCCGUACCCAACACUGCAAUGCGAGAAAGGGUGCUUCAUCCAUCCCCAAUUCGCGGCUCAUUUGUUUAAAUUGAUGACCUGAAACUCGUUAAUUUCUAUUAUUUGAGCCUCAACGCUCUGCAUUUUGUUUUCAAUUUAAAUGCAUCAUUGGGAA